AUGGCAUAUAUGUGCACCGACAGCGGCAAUUUAAUGGCCAUAGCCCAACAAGUUAUUCAGCAAAAACAACAACAAGAACAACAGCUUCAUCAACAGCAGCAACACCAGCAGCCAUUAGUCACUGUGAACGUAAAUCCAUUUUGGAGCACCACCGGCCACCAAUCUCCGACUCUUGCAUACGGAUUUUCCGAUCCGUUUGAAGGAGGUGCGGCGGAUGUGACCGGAGCCGAAGAGGCGGCAGGAUUUCAGUUUCCGAACCUAGAUCACCAUCACCACCAGCAUCCAGGGUUUAGGUUCGCCGAUUUUGUGGCGGCGUCAGGAUCGGUGGGGGAGUUCGACACCGACGAGUGGAUGGAAAGCUUAAUAGACUCGACGACAGAGAGUUCGACGUGGCAACCGAGCUCGGACUUCACUCUCUACGCAGCCGAUCCGUUUUCCGAUUGUCCGAGUCGACUCACUUGCUCAACGGAUCUAAAAAAUGCUAACUCUACUUGGCCGCCACCGCCGCCGCCAGUACUGGCUUCCGAUAAUCUGUUACCGCCUGAGAAGGAAAUAAAGCCUCCGAAAACGGAAAAAUCUCCGCCAUCAAAACCUGAUAUUGCGUCUACCAGUUCACCAGAGAGGAUUUUGACAAAACCCUUGCUCAAAACCCUAACUGAUUGCGCUCGAGUCGCCGAAACAGAUCCCGGAAAUGCAAUCACACCAUUGAUUCGCUUCCGCGAUUCUCUAUCCGCUGACGACGGAGAUCCCACCGAGAGAGUGGCGUUCUACUUCGCCGAAGCACUCCACAGUCGUGUCACUCGGAAACCGCGAGCAGUUUCCGAUAUAACGUCACGGGAGGAGUUCACUCUCACUUACAAAGCUCUAAACGACGCUUGUCCUUACUUCAAAUUCGCUCACCUCACUGCAAAUCAAGCAAUCCUUGAAGCAACAGAAAGCGCCGAUAAAAUCCACAUCGUCGAUUUUGGGAUAGUUCAAGGAGUUCAAUGGGCAGCACUUCUUCAAGCCCUAGCAACCCGACCCGCCGGAAAACCAACUCGAAUCCGAGUGUCCGGUAUUCCAGCGUUAAUACUGGGAGACUCACCGGCUCCGGAGCUUCUCGCAACCGGGAACCGCCUUCGUGAGUUCGCGAAGGUUCUAGAUCUGAAUUUCGAGUUCGAGCCCAUUUUAACUCCGAUCGAAAAACUCAACGUGUCAAGCUUUUGGAUCGAUGCAGAUGAGUUUUUAGCUGUUAAUUUCAUGCUCCAGUUGUAUAAUUUGCUCGACGAGAACUCCAUGGCCGUUGAGAAGGCUUUGAAGUUGGCGAAAUCUCUGAACCCGAGUAUCGUCACUUUAGGCGAGUACGAAGCGAAUUUGAAUCAGGUAGGCUUUCUUCAACGCUUCAACAACGCCCUAAACUACUACUCAGCUGUCUUUGAAUCUCUUGAACCCAACAUGACCCGAGACUCGCCGGAAAGGUUAGAGGUGGAGAGAUCGUUAUUCGGCCGGCGAAUAGCAGCGGCGGUGGGGCAUGAGGAAGAAGGAAGCAAAAGGGAACGGAUGGAGGGGAAAGAACAAUGGCGGAUAAUAAUGGAAAAUUCCGGUUUUGAAACAGUAAAUUUCAGCAAUUAUGCAGUGAGUCAAGCCAAGAUUCUGCUAUGGAGUUACAAUUACAGUGAAAUGUAUAAUUUGAUCGAUUCUCAUCCUGGGUUUCUAUCGCUUGCUUGGAACAAUGUACCUCUUCUCACUGUUUCUUCAUGGCGUUAA
Lactuca saligna is the source of this 1746-nucleotide messenger RNA. The record is from the annotation of a GenBank genome assembly. NCBI's taxonomy places the organism in Eukaryota, Viridiplantae, Streptophyta, Magnoliopsida, Asterales, Asteraceae.